AUGAAGGAAACAGCACGGAUAAGAAGAACACCAACAACAGAAACCAUGAGCAAGUGGCAAUGCACUGCAGGUUCAUGCUUCUUGUGCGCCAUGAAGGAAAGCAACCCAUGUAAGAGAAUGGCAGCGUUUUCCAAGUACUUCAAGGAGGUGGCCCACAAUGAUGAUCCAGAUCUAGUGCUGGUCCUGAGCAGUCUCUGGAGCAUAGCCAUGAAACAGCCUGACGAUCCUGAAUUCCCAAUGUUUGGCAUCUUCCACUCUAUGUCUCAGCUGAUUGAGAGGGCCCUUAAUGACAAAGAAUGGCUUCAUAGUGGACAGAAUGUCUAUAUUCCUUAUUAUGCUGCCCAUAUCAUAGGAUCUUACACCAUGAACAUGGAGGAAUUUGCAGAAGAGGCAGUAAGAGCAGGUGUGAUCCCUCCUUUGGUGGAACUCAUGAAAGGAAGUUUGAGUUGGGUAGAGCAGAGAGUAGCUGUGAGGGCACUAGGUCACCUUGCUAGCUAUGACAAGACAUUUGAAUCAGUUGGAAGUGAAGAUGAAGAGGUAGAAAAGAUAGUGAGGUUGGCUAUGGAGGUUGCCUCUGGGUCUGUUGACGUGGUGUAUGUGGAGUUCAUCAUGAAGGAGAGGAGGCUUAGUUAUCAGAGCGACUUGCUGACGAGAGGGUUAGGUGAUGAGGGGAUGGAGAACAAGAAGGCAGAGGAAUGGGCAAGCCAAAUGCAGUGCUGGUCUCUGCAUCUUCUGAAUUGUUUUGCUAGCAAGGAGAGAGGACUCGGUCUCAUACUGCAAGAUGAGUUUUUAAGGGAUAUCUGUGGGAUGUGGGGAGGAAUCACCAGUGAGAAUUCAUCCGCUGGCAUCGGGCUCAUGAGAAUUCUAUGCUAUAAAGCUUUAGGAAGAAACCGCAUUGCGGGAUGCCGAGAGGUAUUGAGUGCUCUCUGCAAUCUGUCAAGGUCUUCGGGCGAUUGGCAAUAUAUGGCCAUUGAUUGUCUACUGUUGUUGAUACAAGAUCACCACGUAAAAGUAAAGGUCAUAGAUGCAGUCAUUGAGGUCCUAGCAGACUUGGUCGAGUUGAAAACACUCGGGCACAGACAACAAGUCGGGGAAGCCAUCACCAACGCCCUCCUUAAAGAGAAGGGCAACACAGCUCUAUCCCCCACUGCUCAAAGAUUCAUUCAAUGGAUUCACACAGCUACACUCCAAAGAAGCAAGGAAAAAACUUUAGCUGCUGCUGAGUUACAAGCAAGAAGAGCCCUAUCAUCAGCAAGAAAGCUGCAAGGGAAUGCCAAGUUCACAACUGGGGACUACCAUGGUGCUGUCCUGAAGUACACAGAGGCACUGGAGGUGUGCCCUCUGAUCAUGAGGAAGGAUAGGGUCGUCCUCUACAGUAACAGAGCCCAGUGUCACCUCAUGCUAGGGGAAGCCAUUGCCGCGGUUAGGGACACGACGCGUGCUCUGUGCCUCUCCAGCCCUGUGAACUCUCACGCCAAGAGCCUGUGGAGGAGGUCUCAGGCCUAUGACAUGCUCGGCUGCUCUAAGGAAAGCCUCACGGACUGCAUGAUGUACGUUAAUGGUGGCCCUGCAAGUAAGGAUGGGAAGAGUGUAAGAGUUCCACAUUAUGCUGCACGCAUGAUCAGUAAGCAGAUGAAUGCCACGUGGAUUUUUUAUCGAGCCAGGAAGAGAUAUCUGAAUACCAGCAAGAGUGGUGAUGAUCUCCAUGGAAAACCAUGUUUCCCACUUCCUACCAUCCACGAGGAGUCUUCUUCUUCCUCCUCUUCUCGUUCUGAAGAAGAAGAAGAAGAAGAAGAAGAAGACGACGACGACAAGAGAAAUAAGAGCGGAGGAGGACGGAGAACGUGGAGCUACAGAAAGCGGAGAAUGGCGAAGGGGAAUGUUGCAGUAAGGAUGCUCGCACGCAGCGUGGCGCAUGAUGGGGAUGCGUUCUUUUGA
Messenger RNA from Nymphaea colorata (pocket water lily), 1938 nucleotides. RefSeq lists its product as uncharacterized. The record is from RefSeq and is a predicted model, not a curated record. Bases 1 to 1938 code for a protein of 645 amino acids. The transcript has 3 exons. Gene Ontology annotation, molecular function: protein binding. Lineage: Eukaryota; Viridiplantae; Streptophyta; Magnoliopsida; Nymphaeales; Nymphaeaceae.